Anthostomella pinea is the source of this 1332-nucleotide messenger RNA. The record is from the annotation of a GenBank genome assembly. NCBI's taxonomy places the organism in Eukaryota, Fungi, Ascomycota, Sordariomycetes, Xylariales, Xylariaceae.
AUGAUCCGGCACCCGCUAUACUCGGCCGUAGGCCGCACAAGAGCCGACCUCACACGCGUCACGGACGGCAUCGCCGCCUCGCUACGGCACUUCUCGGCCGCGCAGCGACGAAGCGCUCCUCCUCCCCCAGACAGCAGCAACGGCAACAACGAUGACGGGAGCAGCAGCACCAGCAACAACAGCGGUUCCCGGCGCCAGCGCGCCGCGGCCGCCUUUGACGAGCUCAUGUCCAUUAACAACGACGCCCAGCCCUCCCAGUCGUCUCAGCCCUCCCGGCAGCAGCCGACUUCGUCGAACGAGUUCUCCCGGUCCGCGAGUCUUGGGAACAACGAUUUCCACUCUUCGAGCUCGCGGCCGAAUAUGAACCAGCCGAAUCUCAUCUCUGUACCCCGCGGCGGUAUGGGCGGGAGCAUGGGCAUGGGGAAUGGCUUCCGCGGCGGUAACAACAAUAACGGGGGCGGCGGCUUCCGAGGCGGUUACGAUAACGGUGGCAGUGGUUUCCGAGGCGGAAGCAACAAUAGCAGCGGCGGUCCGAGCAUCAUCCGCGGCGGCUUCCGCGGGCGCGGCAGAGGCAGCUUUGCCGGCCGCGGUGGACCGGGCGGUGCGAGUCGAGGCCGUGGCAGAGGCAGAGGAGGCGGAGGAAUGGGCCCAGGGCGCGACGACCGCCCUCAACGACGAGGGCGCGGUCGUGGACGCGGAGGCGGCGAAGACGGCGGUGCGCGCGGCCGGAAGAAAACCGAGGACGAAGAGCACGAAGCGGACAUGGACUACGUCGCGCCCGACGUGCAGGCGUACCUCGAAUCGAAGGACAUCGGCACACCGAUGGCGUUCGACCCCUCCGUCUCGCUGGCAUCCCUAACGGGCUACGGGCCCGCGCUCCCCACGUCAAACACAGGCACCUCCGCCUUCGCGGCCUCCGAGACGGUCGUGCGCCAGGCGCGCAUCCUGGGUGGGGGGCAGGCGUACCACCCGACGCACCUGCUACACCCGCACGACAUCCGCGCCGCCUACGCCAGCGCCGACGGGCCGGGCAUCUUCUUCCCGACGCAAAACCCAACCGAGGCGUGCGAAUGGACGCAGCGCGCCAUCAGGAACAAGGACAUUGCGAACCCCGUGCCAGACGAGACCAAGAAGGCCGUGCUGGAGGAUGCGCUGCUGGGGCGGUACGACGGCCCCAAGUUCGCCGAGGACCCGACGGGUAUUGUGCGUAGUUAUGUCAAGAGGGACGGCACGUGGAAUGCCGAUGCGGAGCGGCGGAUCGAGGCCAAGGUCCGGAGUCUGUUGCCUGGUGGUGGUGUGGCGAAGGCUGGGGGCGCGAGGCCGAAGGCUUGA